This is a messenger RNA of Humulus lupulus (European hop), 1236 nucleotides long. RefSeq lists its product as uncharacterized. NCBI's taxonomy places the organism in Eukaryota, Viridiplantae, Streptophyta, Magnoliopsida, Rosales, Cannabaceae. The record is from RefSeq and is a predicted model, not a curated record. The transcript has 2 exons. Bases 1 to 1236 code for a protein of 411 amino acids.
AUGUUCUUGAAACGAUAUUUUCCAGCAUCUAAAGUUGGAAGCAUCAGGAAAGAGAUUUGCAGUAUAAGGCAAUAUACUAGGGAGUAUUUGUAUGAAUAUUGGGAGAGAUUUAAGUGUUUGUGUGCUAGUUUCCCUCACCAUCAAAUAAGUGAACAACUCCUAAUCCAAAACCUUUUUGAAGGAUUACAAUCACUGGAUAGGAGUAUGAUUGACACAACCAUUCGGGGUGGACUAGUUGAUAAGACUCCUGCUGCAGCCAGGAGCUUGAUUUCUAAUAUGGCUGCCAACUCACAACAAUUUGGUAUUCGUCAAGAUCCUAAUCAACCACCAAAGUCAGUUAAUGAGGUGAGCAAUUCAAACGAGAACCAGCUUGGUCAUCAAUUGACUCAAUUAACUGCAGUGAUGUACUAUGAAACUUUUUCACAAACAUAUAAUCAUGGCUGGCAUGAUCAUCCAAAUCUUUGUUAUGGGAAUCACCAACAAGCUGCUCCACAAUCUACACCUAUUAGACCGCAUGGUUUUUCUCUUCAACAUCAAUGUCAACAAAACUAUACACCUAGAACUAUGCAAGCACCACAAGCUGCUCAACCACCGAGUACAAAACCCUCUAUUGAAGAUUUAAUCAAUGCAAUUGCUACAAAUAUGCUUCAGUUUCAACAAACUACCCAAGCGUCCAUCAAAAGUUUGGAGAAUCAGGUGGGACAACUAGCAGCAUCAUAUAACAGGUUGGAAGCUCAUCUUUCCAAAGAGAGUGUAAGUGCGAUAACACUACAAAGUGGUAUACAAUAUGAACCACCCACAAAACCUUCAUCGCCAUCUCCAGUGCAAAAGAAAGUAGUAGAUAACUCCAUCCAUGAUGAACCAUCAAUGCAGAAAAAGUCACAUAAUCAAAUUAUGCCAACCUAUGUCCCUCGUCCGCCUUUUCCAAGUAGAAUGAAAAAGUUUAAGAAAGAGCAAACUGACAAGGAAAUUCUUGAGACUUUUUGCAAAGUUGAGGUAAACAUUCCAUUACUUAAUGCUAUUAAACAAGUGCCAUGUUAUGCUAAAUUUUUGAAGGAUUUGUGUACGAAUAAGAAUAAAUUGAAGGGUGAUAAAAAUAUAAGUGUGGGGGAGAACGUCUCUGCUGUUCUCCAAAAGAAGCUGCCACCAAAAUGCAAGGAUCCUGAAACCUUUACAAUUCCUUGUAUGAUUGGGAAUAAAAGGAUUGAGCAGUGUAUGAUGGAUUUGGGAGCAUAA